AAUAGGGCAUAGAUGAUGACUAUUGUCCUACAGCUGCUUGUUCUACUCGUUGCUUUUCCGUACACAAGCGGCGAUAGUUCACGACCAAAAGUUCUAAUUCUCGGAGGAGGCCUGGCGGGUCUUCAAGCGGGGAACGUCUUGCAACAAAAUGGCGUUCGGGAUUUUCUCAUUCUCGAAGCGGACGACAGACUCGGAGGCAGGUUUCUCUCUCCUUGCCCUCCGGAAGUCCCGGCGUGUGUGACGGAAUUUCACAUCGAGCCCUCGCUGCCGUCGCCUCAUCCGCUUCAGCAACUGCUCGAGAGAUGCAAGAUCGCCAAUGGUACGGGAGCAGAAGAGAACCUUGUAGCAGUAGACGAUGAAGGGAACGACGUGACGAAAGAAAUGAAUGAAGCGUUUGGACGCUUAGAAAUAACCUUCACUUCGCUGCUCGUGGAAUGGACACCAGAGGAAGAUGACAUGGAUUUGCAAGGCUCUUCUCGUUUAUACGGAUGGCACCCUCAAACUCCAGUAGAGCAAGCGUUGGAUGUCUACUUCUCGGACCUCACGUUUAGCGCCAGAUCAUCCGAGAUGUCGACUCACGUGGCCGUCACCAGUAUCGGCGCCGCCAUAUCGCAAGCGGGCGAAUACCUCAACUACUUCGUCAAGGACAGCCGCACGGGAUUCCAGGACAUCGUCGACUGUCUAAAAAAUGGCUUUCUGACUCAAUCGGACGAGCGUGUAAAAUUGAACACAAACGUGACUCACAUACAAUACAGUGAGUCGGGGGUGACGGUCACUACAGCAGAUGGAACGAAGUAUACAGCAGACUACGCGGUCGUCACGUUUUCAUUGGGUGUCUUGCAGCACGAGACUGUGCGUUUUGUUCCCUCGCUUUCCUACUCGAAGAGAAAGACUAUCAAUAAGUUCUCGUUUGGUUUCUAUACCCUCGUCUACUCGCAAUUUUCGACGAGAGUCGAUGAUCCGACGAGCAGAGUAGAUGAGGCUCCCCCGUACUACAUCAGCGUGACACGCCGUCGUAAUGUCUACCACUUCUUCUACGACGCCUACGAAACUAUAGAAAGGAAAGUGAAUCACUCGCAACCAAAUAGUCUCUUUAUACACUGGCUUAUUGGCAACGACGCUAUUCGAGUGGAAACCCAAGAGAUGAGUAAGACAAAAGCGGAAGUGACGCAGAUUUUUCGAGGUUUUUUUGGCCGAUCGACUCCGGAACCUGAAAACGUUUUUGUCAGCAAGGCUAACACUAAUCCUCUCUAUUAUGGUUCCUCUCCGAGUUUUCCUAGUGGGGCGACGUACGAAGAUUAUGACAAGCUGAGGGAACCGCUUGGCAGAGUGUUCUUUGCUGGAGACGCUUAUUAUAUGGCUGAAAGCUUGAAUGGUGCCACGCGUGCUCUCUACAGUGGGACGGAAACGGCAAUGGCAGUGAUCGAAUGUAUGAAUGGACGCUCGUGUGCUAUGAAACAAUACGGUUCUUCGCCAAAGUGUCCGUGAGGUUGAUCACCAGAUUUCUUCUGCACUAGUUUAUAUCUAUCUGUCUUACUUUGCACGGUAGCUACUUAUUCGUGGGACACUCGUUGCAUAGUCUUGAAAUGUUUGUUGAAUUGUUAAAUGCUGGUGUGUUUGUUUACAAAAGGUGCGUCAUCUA
Messenger RNA from Corticium candelabrum, 1642 nucleotides. RefSeq lists its product as uncharacterized. Gene Ontology annotation, molecular function: oxidoreductase activity. The transcript is spliced from 2 exons. The record is from RefSeq and is a predicted model, not a curated record. Bases 13 to 1488 code for a protein of 491 amino acids. NCBI's taxonomy places the organism in Eukaryota, Metazoa, Porifera, Homoscleromorpha, Homosclerophorida, Plakinidae.